AUGCCGUCGCUGCAUGGCUAUCGUGGCAGCUGUCGUGGCGAGUACUUUGACCGCUGGCCGACCAACUGGGCUGUUCGACAUGGCCACCUCGAGAUCCUCAGUGUCUCUGCGGUCGCGUUCCCCAUGGUCUACCUCCACGACGUCUUUGACCAGCGCGGCUCGACCGUUGACGCGCUUUUGCCUGUCACUCGAUAA
Molecule: messenger RNA, 195 nt
Organism: Saprolegnia diclina VS20
Lineage: Eukaryota; Oomycota; Saprolegniomycetes; Saprolegniales; Saprolegniaceae
Exons: 2
Coding region: 1-195 (64 amino acids)
Source: RefSeq, a predicted model, not a curated record